This is a messenger RNA of Suillus bovinus, 769 nucleotides long. RefSeq lists its product as uncharacterized. Lineage: Eukaryota; Fungi; Basidiomycota; Agaricomycetes; Boletales; Suillaceae. The transcript has a single exon. The record is from RefSeq and is a predicted model, not a curated record. The coding region runs from base 252 to 644 and encodes 130 amino acids.
UACAGAAACUCGGAAACCUCACGUGACCAUCAAAACAAAUCAGUUUAUCGCAGCAUUCGCCAGCGCCUGGCGUGCAAAAUAUUCCUUCGGGCGUGCAUGCACCCACAAACAUAGAUGCUGUCAAAGUAAUGACAAUGGAGAGAAUGGAUAAACGCAUUCUAGGUGAUAUGGAAUCUUAUGAGGGGGUUCUCAAAUGAUAUCUCUGAGGAUGGGAAAACACUGUAGGUCGACGACCAGUUUUUAUACCCUCCAUGUCAUUAUUGUCAGUUCUGAUCGAUUUGGCAGAAUUGUUAUUGCUAUCAGAUGCAAUAAAUCUGGUAGAACCUGCAGGAGCGUCCCUGCAACUCGUCGAUGGAUUAUUAUGUUACUUGCAUCAUAACACGAGAGUUGAACUCAUUCCUGCCGAUAUUUUGAUUGGUGCUCGGUCAAUAUUUCAUACCAUUUUUCUCGUUUGGUACUCCCUUAUUGCAAUUCGCAUAUAUCAUUUGCAGGUCGUUGUAGGCAGAACGUGCUACCAGCCGGUUCUGCCAAAUUACUACUGCCCGGCAGAUGGUAGAAUCCGGCAGAAUGUCGAACUAUGGCAAAUUUACCUCAAACUCAGAACAUCGAUGAUGAUCUUGCAGUCCCGAAUCCAUAUCGCUUGAUGAGAUCAAGGGAACACUUGUCCACCAACUUCAAGCGCAGGACAUCGCUUUUCCAAGACCAGUCAAAAUUUCUUGUUCUAAAUCAGAAUGGGGCAUAUAAAGCUGGUUAUGCUGGAGUGCUUUUA